Molecule: messenger RNA, 1436 nt
Organism: Fulmarus glacialis (Northern fulmar)
Lineage: Eukaryota; Metazoa; Chordata; Aves; Procellariiformes; Procellariidae
Product: estrogen receptor
Exons: 3
Coding region: 24-551 (175 amino acids)
Source: RefSeq, a predicted model, not a curated record
AUCAAGGGAAAUGUGUAGAGGGCAUGGUGGAAAUCUUUGACAUGCUGCUGGCUACUGCUGCUCGGUUUCGCCUGAUGAACCUUCAAGGGGAGGAAUUUGUGUGCCUCAAGUCCAUCAUCCUGCUCAAUUCUGGUGUGUACACUUUUCUUUCCAGCACCUUGAAAUCCCUGGAAGAGCGAGACUAUAUUCACCGUGUUCUGGACAAAAUCACAGACACUCUGAUACACUUAAUGGCUAAGUCGGGUCUUUCUCUGCAGCAGCAGCACAGGCGACUUGCUCAGCUCCUCCUCAUCCUCUCUCACAUCAGACACAUGAGUAACAAAGGAAUGGAGCACCUGUACAAUAUGAAGUGUAAAAAUGUAGUUCCACUCUAUGAUCUCUUACUGGAGAUGCUGGACGCUCACCGACUGCAUGCCCCAGCAGGCAGGAGUGCUGCACCGAUGGAAGAGGACAACCGAAGCCAGCUGACAACUGCAUCAACUUCAUCUCAUUCCUUGCAGUCUUUUUAUAUAAACAGCAAAGAAGAGGAGAAUAUGCAGAAUACGAUAUAAACAAAAGUCAGCAUAUAUAAUGGUAUGAGAAACCCAGUAGCGUACUACCUAGCUCAUGCUUCAUUUCAUCUAUAGUGCCACCUAUGUAAACACUCCAAUGACAACAGUCACCUGCAUUUUCCAUUUGAGUGUUUGUCAAGUGCUUGUGUAAAUUGAUUGCUUAUCCUAAAUGGAAGACAUUUCAUUGCUACGGACAGCCAGCAUGGAUUGUUGGGCUAACUUGAUUUAAAAUUCACAGUGUUUUUAUUUAAUUUUGCAUGUAAGUUGGGUAAGUCCUAACCUAAACUGAACAUCCAUUUUACUAUAAAUUAAUAGGCCAUACCACCCAUGCAUAUUGGUAUCUUCGUAAGUGGUAGCCUUUGUUGAUAUCCACCCCAAAUUCUGAGCUCGCUUAAUCCUUUACUUGCUUGAAACUUUGAAGCAGUUUGGUAGAGAUUCUGGAGGACUUUUUGGGGGGCAGGGGGGUAAAUGGAAAGUUGACUGGCAUCUUAGUGUGCCACAUCAUUGAAGUUGAACUGCUAGUGACAGCCUUGGUAGUUUAGGUAGAUUCCUGCCUCUCUUCUUCCUACAUUAGAAAGGAACCCCUGUCUGAGAAUAAUACUGUUUUACCUUGCUGGCUUACAUCAGCAGACAACUCCCUCUCAAGACCAAACUUUUAGGGCCCCUUACCCCAUCCUCUAGCCGAAUUGCAUUGUGUGCAUCCUAUCCUGUCUGAUCCUACAAAGCUAAAUUGUUCUGUUGCUUGGCAGCGUGUAAAUCAAGGGCAACAUGGCAAACAGUGAUAACAUAGAUAAUUACUCUUAAAUGAGACCAGAUGAUUACAAAAAUCAUCAAGUCUUAAAAAAAACCCCAGAUCUUCACACACAUAUGUGAUACAGCACUAUU